Ceratotherium simum simum (southern white rhinoceros) is the source of this 2156-nucleotide messenger RNA. The record is from RefSeq and is a predicted model, not a curated record. NCBI's taxonomy places the organism in Eukaryota, Metazoa, Chordata, Mammalia, Perissodactyla, Rhinocerotidae.
GGAGGCACAGCCUGAUCUGGAGAGUGGGCUGCUUUUGGCUUCAACCGAGAUGGCUGUGGGACUCCAGGUUCCCCUGCUGGCGCUCGCUGGGCUGUUGCUCUUUCUGAGCGUUGGGCCCCAGGCCGAGGGCGGGAAGGUGCUGGUGGUCCCCAUGGAAGGCAGCCACUGGCUUAGCAUGCGGAAGGCCGUGCGGGAGCUCCAUGCCAGAGGCCACCAAGCAGUGGUCGUUUCUCCAGAGGUGAAUCUACAUAUCAAGGAAGAGGACUUUUUCACCAUGAAAACCUACGACAUUCCUUAUACCCAGGAUGAAUUUAAUCACAUCUUGCUGGGCCAGAGUCACAUGAUUUUUGAAAAAGCACAUUUUCUAAAGACAUUUUGGAGAAGUAUGACAAUUCUCAAAAAUGUGUCUUUGCUCUUUCAAAAGUCUUGUGAGGUGCUGAUGUAUGACAAGGACCUGAUCAGGCACCUGAAUGCCAGUUCCUUUGACGUGGUUUUAACUGACCCCGUUUACCCCUGCGGGGCAGUGCUGGCUGAGUACCUGAAGAUUCCUGCUGUGUUCUUUUUGCGUGCCCUUCCAUGUGACUUAGAUUCUGAGAGCACACAGUGCCCAAACCCUUCCUCAUAUGUUCCUAGGCUUUUAACAACAAAUUCAGACCACAUGACAUUCCUGCAAAGAGUCAAGAAUAUGCUCUACCCUCUGGCCCUGAAGUACAUUUGCCACGUUUCUCUGAGUCCUUAUGCAAGCCUGGCCUCUAAGCUUCUUCAGAGAGACGUGUCACUGGUGGAUAUUUUGGGCUCUGCAUCCGUGUGGCUGUUCAGAGAUGACUUUGUGUUGGACUACCCCAGGCCGAUCAUGCCCAACAUGGUCUUUAUUGGGGGCAUAAACUGUGCCAACAGGAAGCCAUUAUCUCAGGAAUUUGAAGCCUAUAUCAAUGCUUCUGGAGAACAUGGAAUUGUGGUUUUCUCUUUGGGCUCCAUGGUCUCAGAGAUUCCGGAGAAGAAAGCGAUGGAAAUUGCUGAUGCUUUAGGCAGAAUACCUCAGACAGUCCUGUGGCGGUACACGGGAACUCCACCACCAAAUCUUUCAAAGAAUACAAUCCUUGUCAAGUGGCUGCCCCAAAAUGAUCUGCUUGGUCACCCGAAGACUCGUGCCUUUAUUACACAUUCUGGCUCCCAUGGUAUAUAUGAAGGAAUAUGCAAUGGCGUUCCAAUGGUGAUGAUGCCCUUGUUUGGUGAUCAGAUGGACAAUGCGAAGCGCAUGGAGACCAGGGGAGCUGGAGUGUCCUUGAACGUCCUGGAAAUGACUUCUGACGAUUUAGCAAAUGCCCUAAAAGCUGUCAUCAAUGACAAACGCUAUAAAGAAAACAUCAUGCGCCUCUCCAGCAUUCACAAGGACCGCCCCGUGGAGCCACUGGACCUGGCAGUGUUCUGGGUGGAGUUCGUGAUGAGGCACAAAGGGGCCCCGCACCUGCGCCCUGCGGCCCACGACCUCACGUGGUACCAGUACCACUCUUUGGACGUGAUUGGCUUCCUCCUGGCCGUCGUGCUGGGAGUUGCCUUCAUCACCUAUAAAUCUUGUGUCUUCGGCUACCAGAAGUGCUUCGGGAAAAAGGGGCAAGCUAAGAAAUCUCAGAAAUCCAAGACACACUGAGAAGUGGGUGGGAAAUGAGGUGACCCAAACUUGCAAAUGGAGUCAGCAUGAAAUUCAUGUUAUGCUUAUUCAAGAAAUACUGAGCCAUAAGUUAAACAGCCCCGAGUGUUUUUAAAAAUAAAAACAAUCUAAUUGUUUGUCUAAUUGCUAGAGAUAUUUGAAUAUGUUUUCUGCUCCUUCCAAUAUCUUUAACUUGGACUCACUUGUCAUCUAUCAAAUGACUUGCCAAGAGGGUUGGACAGGUCUCUCUUUCAUCCUGCAUUACUUUUCUUACUCAGAUGCGGCCUGUUUGGGAGCGCAGGUUUCAGAGGUUGUCCCACGGCUGCCCCAACCUUGGAUGACGUUUCUAACAUCAUCAUCUGGCUUCCAUAGACUGUUGUGAUUAAUUCCUUCACCAAUAAUGGCAGGUCCUGAUUUAUGCUCAUGCUUCACAGAUGUCACUUGGUGUAUUUAAAGAAGGAAGCGUUUAUUCCUUUAGAGCAUAGUUCCUUGUACUUGAAAUAAA